CUGAGCAUUUUGGCAUGGGAUUAUGUCUGGAUAAACUUUGGGAGUAUAUGAAUUCAUUCGUCUCUCUCAGUCUCUCUCCGGCUCCAAUCAUAUUAAAAAUGUUUGUAUUCUGAUUUUCAAAUAGGGUUGUGAGAUUGUGGUGAACUUUGACAAAAAAAAAAAAAAAAAAAAAAAAAAAAAAAAAAAAGAUGAGCAUGAGAAGAACAUGGUCAUGGAUGGAUGAUGUGCUUCCGGUGGUUGCAGUGUUGAUGUUAACAUGUUUGGAUAUGGCGUUGUUAACCAUAGUCAAAGAAGUCAUGAGUGAUGGUAUGGGCAGUAUCGUCUAUGUUAUUUAUCAUAACGCUCUAGGCACAUUCAUUCUUCUUCCAUUUUUCAUCCUUCACAUCAUCAGAAAGGUUGACCGUCCUCCGCUCACAUUUCGUAUUCUGUUCAGAUUCUUUAUCCUUGGCCUUUUCGGGAUUUCUCUUUUUCAGGUACUUUGGUAUCUAGGUGUGGAUUACAGCUCUCCAACCAUGGCAAGUGCCAUUGCGAACCUGUCUCCAGGCAUUACAUUCUUGAUUGCAGUAUUUUUCAGGACAGAGAAAAUAGACAUAAGAAACUCAAGCAGUGUAGCAAAACUGUUGGGUACGGUGAUGGCAAUAUCGGGAACGAUGGUGUUCACGUUCUAUCAAGGCCCUGAAAUUUUUGUGAAGAUCCCAUCUCCUGAUUCAGCCAACAAGAUUUUUCUAUCACAUCCAACCAGUUGGGUAUUUGGAGGUCUGGUUACUCUUGCCAGCAUAACCUUCGGCUGCAUAUGGGUUGUAUUGCAUGCAACAACAUCUAGAGAGUACCCUGAUCAACAAACUAUUGUCUUUUUCUACUGCCUUUUUGGGACAGUCCAAUGUGUAGCCCUUUCUCCUUUUAUAGAACGGAGUCGAAGAGCGUGGGUGCUUCAACCUGGAAAUGCGGUGAUUGCUGUUGUUUUGGGGGCUAUUUAUUCAACAGCAAUUCGUAAUAAUGUUUUGACUUGGUGUUUACGGAAGAAAGGUCCAAUUUUUGGGGCUAUGUUUGCCCCCCUCUCAAUCGUUGUUGCAGUGAUCAUGGGUGUCACGAUUCUUGGCGACUCACUUUAUUUAGGAAGUGUUAUUGGAGCAACGAUCGUUGCGGCUGGGUUUUACACGUCGAUGUGGGGGCAGACCAAAGAGAAGGACAAGACACUAGUGGUCACGAAUGACAAUUUGGACGUUUCAGAUAAACCGGGAUCAUCAACUGACCAAACUGCCCAUCUCCUUUCAUCUAGAAAUGAAUCAGAAUGUUAGUUUGCUAUGAACACAAGUAUCGCAAGCCUACUAAUGGUUUCGACAUAAUAACUAACUGAUGAUGCUAAUUUAUAUGUGAGAAGUUCACUUUAAUUUCGGAUUGAAUUUAUAAACAUGGGUGUAGGUAAGGGGAUAUUUAUUUAUUUUUAACGCCAAAGUUACACACCUAA
Helianthus annuus (common sunflower) is the source of this 1468-nucleotide messenger RNA. Its product is annotated as WAT1-related protein At3g28050. Gene Ontology annotation, cellular component: plasma membrane. The transcript is spliced from 6 exons. The record is from RefSeq and is a predicted model, not a curated record. Lineage: Eukaryota; Viridiplantae; Streptophyta; Magnoliopsida; Asterales; Asteraceae. The coding region runs from base 189 to 1298 and encodes 369 amino acids. Gene Ontology annotation, molecular function: transmembrane transporter activity.